Messenger RNA from Oppiella nova, 1041 nucleotides. The record is from the annotation of a GenBank genome assembly. Lineage: Eukaryota; Metazoa; Arthropoda; Arachnida; Sarcoptiformes; Oppiidae.
AUGAGUUUUAACUAUGAUUUCCUAAAGCAAGCGAACACUGAUUCAAAUUCUAAAGGCGUUGGAUAUUUCAAUAAUUUAGACUAUAGUAUAUGCUUUAGAAAAGAGCAAUACUAUUGCUCUCUAACCUAUUCGGUGCCCAACACUUCCGCUGCAACCCAUUCAGACCAAGACAACCAAUUCUCUAUACGUGACUCCGGUAUUAAAGCUGGUGAGGCGGGUGCGGGUGCUGUCAAAUGUACUGAAGACUAUUUACAAUUAAACGGAAUUCGCUUUUGUGGACAUCAAUUGAAUAAAGAUGCUUUACAUCAGUCAACUGUUAGUGUCUCUGCAGCCUUCACAGAUCAGGGAUUUGACCACAACUUUGUCGCCCAUCAUGUCUAUGGUGUGAUUGUCUUCAUCCAUGGGCUCGUCUUUCAAAGUCAAGUCCUUCUCGAGGCUCGCACUGUCACCUCAUUUGCAUCGACAGUGUCUUCUGCCUCGACAACUGGUAUCACUUCAGAGUAUGGGUUAUGCAUUGGCGGCAGAAAAGAGGACAACAGAUCAAUUCAUGUCUUCACUCGUGAUGUGUUGAGUGUUGACCUGUGGUUCGUAACUAUCAUUAAAGGCCACAAACUGGUGAACCGACUGCUCGUACGGCACUUGAGAGGCAUAGUUGUGGUCAGUAGUGACGGGAACUAUGAGUGCGGGUCUCGGCUGAGGAGGGAAUCCAAAGCGGAAGAAAUGGCCCCCAAAUGGCUGAUUAUGUCCGUAACGAUAGGCCUGUUGUGCAGCAAAUCGAGCCCUCGGAGGGAUUGGAGUCCCGAAGACCGGUCUUAUCAGCGGAUGAAUAGGACUGUGAAAGACAUACGAUCUGUGGGCCUGUUGUGCAGCAAAUCGAGCCCUCGGAGGGAUUGGAGUCCCGAAGACCGGUCUUAUCAGCGGAUGAAUAGGACUGUGAAAGACAUACGAUCUGUUGGGUAUGACUUCGGGAAAGGCAGACCUGUUUCCACCGAAUGGUUCGAUGACUGGAUAACUGGUGUUGAGAUCAGACUUAGUUCUUGA